Impatiens glandulifera is the source of this 1501-nucleotide messenger RNA. Its product is annotated as transcription factor bHLH145-like. Gene Ontology annotation, molecular function: protein dimerization activity. The transcript has 3 exons. Lineage: Eukaryota; Viridiplantae; Streptophyta; Magnoliopsida; Ericales; Balsaminaceae. The coding region runs from base 579 to 1358 and encodes 259 amino acids. The record is from RefSeq and is a predicted model, not a curated record.
UUCACAUUUGCAUUCACACUUCAAUCUCUCUCUAGGGUUUCCUUUCUUUAUCCUAUCUGAUCGAGGGUUCUUCAGAAAUUAGGCUUCUUAACGGAAUUUCAUAGGUUUACAAGUUAAAAAGAGAGAGAUUCAAGCAUGUGGUGGUAUAGUCUUUCCAUUGAUGUUUUCCGGAAAGUUGUCUCAUUGAAUUUGUACUGCCAUGUGAUUCUGUAAUUUUCCUGUUCAAAACCUCUUGAAUCUUUGAAUUUAUAUUAUCAUUUCCUUUGGAGAUUUUGGUGUGGAUUUAUAAUAUAAAGGGACUGGGAAGCAGUAGUAAUGGUUUGCCAAGCAUCUAGUAGAACAACAUUCAAGACAUUGAGACAUGAACAUAGGAUUGAUGGAUGUACAACCAUUAUAGUUAAAGUUAUAGCUUGUUUUCAACCUCUUCAAGAUUGUCAGGCAGAGUAUUUCCGUCAAUUGCUUAAACCUGUUACAUAAAUCAGCUUUCUAUUUGUUUUUUCUUUUCAAUUCAAGAUCUAUUGUUGUUUCGCAUUAAAGAACCGGUAGAAAGACUGUUCUAGGAGAUUGUAUCGGUUGAAAUGGAAAAGGGUUUUGGAAACUGGUCUAGCUACCAGCUUGCUGGUUGUGGAUCACCCAACUUGAAUAUGCUGUAUAAACCAUUGAGUCCGGGACAACAAAACUUAACCCGAAAUGCUAUCACUGCGAAAGAUCAGAUAUGUUAUGAUUCAAAGAUAAUUGGGUCUUGUGAGAACCCAAAAGUUCCUCCUUCAGAAUGUUUCCAGAAGAGAUUCAUUGUGUUUGAUCAAAUAGGCAAUUACAGAAGAACAUUGCUUUCUCCAGAAUUCAAUAGUUCUUAUAACAGAAGAACCUGUUUGUUGGGUACCAUUCUGACUGAUGAUGAUGAACAUGUUAUGGAUCCUAGAGAUGAUUCUGGAAACAGUUAUAAUAAUAAUCACGAGGAUACUGAAGAAAUCGAUGCUCUGCUUUACUCUGACGAUGAAGAAGCUAGCACGGGUCGUUCACCUGAACAAGAACAGUUCGAGAAAGGAGAAGAAGAAGAGGUUGUAAGUUCUGCUGGCUAUACCAAGAAGAUUAAACUGUCUGACGAUUCGCGAGUUCUGAAAAGGAAUUUUGAUGAUGAAGAUGAUGCCGAAUCGAGUUUUUUCCCUUCUGGUUCUAUGUUGGGCCAAAAGAGGCUGAGGAGAAAUGAAAGAAUUCGCGAAACAGUAAGUAUUUUGCAGGGUUUGAUUCCUGAUGGUCAGAGUAUAAAGGAUGCAGUCAUGGUUUUAGAUGAAGCUAUUAGCUACUUGAAAUCGUUGAAACAUGAAGCUAAGGUAUUAGGUCUUGACAUGCUCUAAAUUGUUUCAAUUUUCUUGAACCAAAUUGCUAUAAGUUGUUUUACAUCAUUCAAUGCUAUUAAUAUAUUGUACUAGUUUGCUAAUACUGCUGCUAAAAUUGUAUGGUUUUUAUUUGUGAAAUAAAGUAAAAGUUUGUUAUGCUU